CAACAUGGCGCGAUGGCGGGUCGUAGCCAAUCACCCGCCGAUGUUCGCGAUACAAGCCGGCGCGGUGUCUCCAUAUUUCUCAAAGCGCCGAGCAGUGGCUGCGGUGGGUCGUCUUUACCGUCGGCCACGAAGAAGUGGGGCUCGUAGUCGCCAACAAGUCGACUAGUACUGACUCUCGCGUGACCAACGCGUCAAAAAAGUGACGUUCCGCUACGCACUCUAUCUUUGGGCAUGAACCUCGCCCGCCACUACGCCUCGCCGCUCGAGGGCAUGCGGACAGCGUCGCCGCCACCCGGCGCGACCCACCGCGACUUGCCCCGCUUCGACCAGCUCUACGCCAAGCAGCAUCCGCGCGAGACGUCUGCCGAAGCCCAGGAUCUCUUGCGGUCCCAAGAGCUCUUUCUGAGCGUCGUCUUGGACUGGCAACGACACGAUACGCCGCAGCAUGCGCAGGUGCAGCGCGUCCAGCACUACGCCGAGCCCAUGUACAGCUCGUCGUUUGAGAGCUCUGAGGGCUCGGACCACGAAGGCGGUCAAGCGCUCUUGAGCUUUACAAAAGGGUCGCCCAAGCCGAUCGUCGACGAUCCCAGCCCCACCAACUUGCCACGGGUGCAUCACAUGCCACCCAACCACCCUGCGGGCCCGCCCGCCCUGAGCCUCAACAACCUCCUUCCGGUGCCGUCCAAGAAGAUUGGCGUCUACACGCCGCGCUCGCGCCGCGUCCUCAUUGAGAAGUACAUGGAGAAGCGCACCAAGCGCCUGUCCCGGAAGAAGGUCCGGUACCGCGUACGCAAGACGCUGGCCAACGCCCGGCCGCGCGUGAAAGGCCGGUUCGUCAAGACCGAGCAGCCGCUAACGGCCGCGGCCGUCGAGGAGAUGGAGAAGCGCCAGCAACAGCCGUCAACUGCCUCCGAGGCCUUUGACUAUGUGCACGCGUUUUUCGAGCUCGAGAAGCGGUCCCGGAGCGACGUGGCCGAUACGUUGAACAACGUCAUGACACUCAAGCGGCGGCGCAACCACGACAUCAACUGGGAAGACUUGUCGGCCAACUUGGAACAGUCGAUGCUGGCGCUCCUGCCGCGCCAGCACUGCGAGUCACCGCUUCCCGACGUCCAAGCCGAGCUCAUCAAUCUGCUCGCCGACGCCGAAGACGAAUGCACCCAAGACGCAUACCUCCGCGCGCUCCACGGCUGCGCCUUGUACGUGGCUCUGUGCCUCAGCCUCUACGCGAGCCUUCGACACCCGAGCUUGUGGGACAUGGACGACGAGCCGUCGCCCGUGUUGCACCACUACCUCGCCGACAUCAAGCAGCUCUGGCUUCGGCGAAAGACCAAGAAGCAACAAACGUUUGAUGCGUUCGACGGCACGGUGCACGGCCUCGCGGCCGUCAUCUGCCUCGGGUACGACGACGCCAAGCGCUACCUCAAGCCCCUCACGCUCUAAGGCGGACGUGCCACUUUGUAUUUAUGAAAUUUCGACUAUGUAUGAAUUGAAUUUGUAAACUAAUAGCCUAAUAUAUACAAUAUACUUGCAACAGACAAUA
Molecule: messenger RNA, 1543 nt
Organism: Saprolegnia diclina VS20
Lineage: Eukaryota; Oomycota; Saprolegniomycetes; Saprolegniales; Saprolegniaceae
Exons: 5
Coding region: 232-1443 (403 amino acids)
Biological process (GO): regulation of flower development
Molecular function (GO): protein binding
Source: RefSeq, a predicted model, not a curated record